Messenger RNA from Malus domestica (apple), 1375 nucleotides. Lineage: Eukaryota; Viridiplantae; Streptophyta; Magnoliopsida; Rosales; Rosaceae. The record is from RefSeq and is a predicted model, not a curated record.
UCAAAUCUCAAGCCCAAUUAAGCUCAACUGGUGCUCAAGUCCCUCCGUUCUCGCUUAAGCCCUGGAAAACAGACGACUGAACUCUUUCUUCUUCUUCUUCUUCUGCGGUCUUCGUUUCAUCUCGGAAUCGCCAAUUGCUCUAGAAAUGAAAAAUGUUCGGCUUGCUUUACGAUCCUUCAAUGACUGUGUAUCAUGCCGAUUUCAUCAGCCACAUUUGAGAACUCUUUCUACAAACAGGACAUCAGUGGAGGAAUGGAUGAUGAGAAAAAAUCUAAUUCCUUUGAAUCUUCUGAUGAUUUCGAGCGGCGGAUCUUCAGUGAAACUUCUGGGGGUAGUUUUUUCACGAAGCUCGAUAGGCUCGGGAAGGUUCGUGAUGGACAUGGUUCAGAUCUGGGUGGAGGAAUUGGAAGUGGAAGUGGCUCCCGUAUACUCGACGGCUUAGAUGAGAGUUUUAACACAUUAUCUGAUGGAAUGGAUGGAAAAUUAGAGAAAGCAGCCACCUACUUUGAGUUUGAUGAGGAAGAAGUAGACAAAGAUGAUUAUUCUUUCAGACCAGAUAUGACGUUUAAGCCAGGAAUGACUUAUGAGACAAAAGAUCUGGAUCUUACUAAGCCAGGAGUUCGUAAACUUCCCCGUAGGUAUGAGUUUGAAGUAACUACAAAGGAAGUUCUUAGAAAAGCUGAUUUCAGGAAUGUGAGAUUCCUUGCGAAUUUCAUAACAGAGGCUGGAAUUCUCAUCAAAAGAAGCAAGACUGGAAUUAGCGCCAAAGCUCAGAGGAAGGUCGCCAGGGAAAUCAAAACAGCUCGAGCUUUUGGUUUAAUGCCUUUCACGACAAUGGGGACAAAAUCAUUUGUUUUUGGGAAAACUAUGGAGAAUCUAGAUGAAGAUUAUGAGUACGAAAGUUAUGAUAACCAUAUGGGUGAUGCUGAUGGAGGAGAUCCACUGGCGCCGUAAAGGGGUCAAACCCGUUAUAGUGAGGUGCUCUUGAAUCAAGAAUUUACAGUUGACAGCAUAACUACAAACCUGCCCCUACUCCAUAAGAGUGUACAAAACGAGAAGGAAAUGAUGGAAUCAGAUGGGUGCUUGGUGGAGGUGAAUUCCGGCUGGCCGGUAAAUCCACGAUCUGGUCGGUACGUAGGUUAUUCAGUUUUUUCUUUUUCUAGAUGACAAUCACUGUAAUAACAGCCAAAGUCGUUCGACUUGGUAUUUCAAGUCUAUUGGGUUUUGGUAUUUUCAGUAUAUACAUAACUUGUUUGUAGAAAGAGAGUCUGCCAAAGGAACUACAUUUUGUGAGAUCAGAAUUGCAUGAGUCACUCUUCUUGCUCUAGGAAGUUCAAAAUUAAACAAAGAUUGUGAUCGGUCGUUUUUGCCAGGA